AUGCCUGGAUUAUUUGGAAGAUCUAAGAAGAAGCCAGAUCAGCAAGUAGCUUGCUUCCUUGCAGUUUGUGAUGCCUACCUCAACUCAAUUCAGGACGAGAAGUUCGAUAAGAAAGCAUUCAAAUAAGUUUGAUAAGUACAAUAAGAGAAUGCUUGAAAUCAUGGGUGGCAAGUGUAAAAAGUGUCCCAAUACGCCAGAAAAUAUGACCAUAAUAGCAGCAGAGUUUGGUAAAGAGGGGGAGAUACUCAGCAGAUUACUCGUUUGUAUUAAUGAGUUUCCUCCAGAGUUCAAGAAACAACUCCUUGACAUAUUCGGUGAACUAUUUGCUCUUAAUACAUAUCCAAAUCCCCUUGCAGAAAGUUUUGAUCCUCAUGUUGACAACACUGUUGAAAAAUUAAUGGAUAACUUUGAAGAGCCCGGAAUGAGUGCUACAGCAGCUAAAAUUGUGAAAAUGAUGUGUGGAAAACUCGAGCUAUCAGACCAUUUUCUCACCAUAGAAUUCUUCAAAGUUCUCGCAGGGUAUGGCUUGAACUCAAAUUUUGAGAUUUCUUCUGAAGCUCUUUCCCUCAUGCAAGAGAUUCUAUUACCAAAGGACAAGAAACUGCAAGAAAAGGUCUCAGAGUUUUUAAAUCAGAAUAAAGCAGAAGUAAUGGAAGUCUUCAUGAACCUGUUCGAUGAAGAGAACUACUUGGUGAAAAGAGAAGGCAUGUCGUUCCUCCAGCAGAUCCUCUUGGAUAGCAAAAACAAUAUUGACUUUUACAAUUACUUUGUGAGUGAAAAGAAUCAUCUGAAGUUCGUGAUGCAAUCAUUAAACGACGAUAGCACGUCCAUCAACGUUGAAGCUUUCAGUUUAUUGAUGAUAUUCUUGAAAGCCCCGGAAGAAUCCAGAGGUCCAAGAGUCAACGAGACUCUGAGAAAGAACAGAGAUCCUCUACUCCAGUUUAUUGAGGAUUUCAACCCAAAUCCAGACAAAGAAGAUGAGUACUUUAACAAACAGAAAGAAGAAGCCAAGGACGAGAUCGAAAUGAUUUCAUAAAAUCCAGACAUCAUCAUCAUUUAGCAACAAAAUUUGAGAUUAUCUAAUUUCAACUAU
This is a messenger RNA of Moneuplotes crassus, 1093 nucleotides long. NCBI's taxonomy places the organism in Eukaryota, Ciliophora, Spirotrichea, Euplotida, Euplotidae. The record is from the annotation of a GenBank genome assembly.